GCCAUUUUGUUUCGUGUACGAGCUUGGGGAAGUGAAAUUGUGAAAAAUUGAUGCAAAAGGAAAGGAGUGCCGCGUCAUCCAUUGUGUCCGUUAAUUGGUGUGUUCAGUGCGUAUGAUCGGCGCCGCUGCAAGAGACAAAAUAACGAUAAAGAUAUCGAAUAAUAGCAUGAAGAGAAGUAGUGACAGGGACACUCCGCCAAGAAGCAAACGAUCCCGCUCGAGUAUGGGGCGAUACGACGACAGUUCCGACGAGAGGAUCACUCCGGACAGGGUCCGAAGGCGCGGGAGCCGGGGCGCGCGCUCGCCCAGCCCCAGAGCGGCGCGCUACGUGUCCCCGCACCGCGACGAGUACAUGCGCCCCCCUCCGGAGAGGGCCGCUUACCCCUACAAAGUGUUGUGCGUGAGUGCGCUGCACCCCAAAGCCAGCGACGAAGUGAUCAAAGACACCAUAUACCGGGAGUACAAGAAAUUCGGGGAUUUUAGCAUAAGAAUCACGCACGACAUGGAGGAGCGCGUGGCUUAUGUUUGCUUUAGAAGCCCUGAGGACGCGCGCGACGCCAAGCAUGGCAAGCCUCGUAUCAUCAUCUAUGACAAAGUGGCCAUCGUGGAGGCUGUUUAUGAAGUUCCCCGUUCUGCUGAUGUUUAUAGGAGCAGGCCUAGAUCCAUAAGCCCCGAAUAUGAUAGGCAUUAUUAUGCCCGUUCUCCUGAUCGCCUGCGACCUGUCGAUCGCUAUGAUAGGGCCUACGGGCCCCCACCUGGUGUGCCUGUACACCGCGAAUACAGGAGAGAGGCAAUGGCAGCCCCACAUCAUGAUUAUAUUGCUAGGGCGCCGAUGGGCCACCACGGUCCCCCAGGCCAUAUGCCUCCAGGUUACGGGGCGCCAAGACAACACGCUCCGCGCCAACCCUUUGAUAAAUCUGAGAACAAAAAAGAUAAAUUCCCCAAUUACUUGCACCAUGUUCAACCUGAAGAUGAUCCGCUUGCCACCCGAACGUUGUUUGCUGGCAACUUGGAAAUUAAUAUAACAGAGGAGGAACUGAGAAGGAUUUUCACCAGGUAUGGUGUUGUUGAAGACAUCGACAUUAAAAGACCUCCACCUGGUACCGGAAACGCGUUUGCUUUCGUAAGAUAUCACACUCUAGAUAUGGCUCAUAGAGCCAAAGUUGAGCUGUCUGGACAGUACAUUGGCAAAUUUCAAUGCAAAAUUGGUUACGGUAAAGCAACCCCAACAACAAGAAUCUGGAUUGGUGGCUUGGGACCUUGGACCUCCAUACCUCAAUUGGAAAGGGAAUUCGAUAGGUUUGGUGCUAUCAAAAAGAUCGACUAUGUUAAAGGGGAAAAUCACGGGUACAUUUUGUACGACAGUAUCGACGCCGCGCAGGCGGCCGUUAAAGAAAUGCGCGGUUUCUCGUUGGCACCGGAUCGUAGACUGAGAACGGAUUUCGCGGAUGUGACGCCCGGCGUAGGUUACAGACCGAAGGCGCCGUAUCACGGGGGCGCCGAACCACCCGAAGGCGGAGAAUUCAGAAGGGCCGAUUACGAUUACGAAUACGAGGGGGGCGAGGGUAGCUACAGGGGCGGCGGAUACAGAGGCCGCCCUGCGUAUCCGGAAAGAAGAGCGGGCAGUAGGGGCCCGUACAGGUACCCGGAGGGCGCGGAAGACGAGUGGGGCCGAACUCGCGACGGCGAAUACGAUCGUAGGCGUUCGGGUUCGCGCGGGGCCGACCGAUCGCGCUCUCGUUCGGCGCGGAGGUCGCCCGAUUCGGACUCCGACGGCGGAUCGCGCAGGGCCGGUCUCCUAGCUUCGAGCAGGACGUUGCCCGAGGUGGCUAGAAAGUGCACGACCGUCUGGCAGGGGGCGCUGAUCCUGAAAAACUCGCUUUUCCCCGCCAAGUUUCACUUGAUCGACGGCGAUACGGACAUAGUCGACGGUUUGAUGAAAGACGAGGACGGUAAACAUCAGCUGAGAAUAACGCAGAGAUUGCGUUUGGAUCAGCCGAAACUGGAGGACGUACAGAAACGCAUAUCGGGUGCCAGUUCGCACGCGAUUUUCUUGGGGCUUGCCGGCUCGACCGCGUCCGUCACGAACGACGAUGUUACGGUGCAAACUAGGCCGCUAAGGAAUCUGGUGUCGUAUUUGAAACAGAAAGAAGCUGCAGGUGUUAUUUCCUUACUAAAUAAGGAAACUGAAGCAACUGGGGUUUUGUAUUCCUUUCCUCCCUGUCCCUUCUCCACUGAACUCCUUAAGCGUACUUGUCCCAACCUUUCUGAUGAAGCAAUCAAGGAAGACCAUCUUAUUAUAGUUGUGGUACGUGGUGGUACUGCCUAGAUCCUUUUUUUGUCCUUAUUUUUACCACAUUAUUAUAUACACAAUAUGUAAUUUAUUUUAUACUUUACACAGCAUAUCAUAUAUACAAGUAUAGUCAUUGCGUGUUUUUAUAGUUAUUAACUUUAUUGAGAAGGAUUAUUUUAUAUAUUCUAUGACUUUAUUAAAAUGACUAUGCUUAUUAUAUAUAUUUUAUAUAUUAUUUUUUAUAUACGAGCAUUUUUGUUACAACUAAAACUUUAACACAUUAUUCUACAUACAUAUUUAAAUUGGUCAUAUUUACACAACAUACUUUGUCUAAAGUAAAAUUUAUUUCAGGAAAUUGGAGAUCAACGAUAAAUUUUUGUAAUAUAAAUUUGUUAGUGUUAAUGUUCCUGAAGAAAUGAUUGUAUGUAAUAUUGUGAAGUGGAUUAGUUUUAGUGGUUGCAGUUCUUUCUCAUUUUCUUUUUAUAAUUUUAGUGUAACAUUUAAUAACAUAAGUACUGCAAGGAUUUAUCUAAUAUGUGAAAGAACUGUACUGUGUAUUAGUGUAGAGAUUUUUGCAAAAACUUUAAGUACCAAUUUCAAAAUUAAAUUAACAUUGUGAUGUAGUGUUAAGUUUUUCAGUGAAUAAUUGUUCAUUUCAUUAGACAUGUAAACUACUAAAUAUUGGUAUUGUUUCUUCUUUAAUAGUGAAUGUGAAAUAGAUAAGUUCUUUCAGACAAUUGUGUUGUUUUUCAAAUUCCUUGUGAAAGUGGUGCCACGAUGGAUUAUGGCUGGGUUUGUUGUUUGGUUUAUUGGUUAGUUAGUUGACAAGUGCAAAAGUAACUUAUUUUUCCUAUUUAAUCAAAAAAUGUGCCAGUGGUGUUUACUUUUGCACCUGCUUAGGAUCGUGCUAAAUUCAAAUCUGCAUUUAAAAAAAUUAAAAGUUGUGAUCAAAUUUAAGUGUAUUGGCCCAAAUUUAAUCAAAUUUUUUCAGAUCAACACAGUGCUUCAUUCACCUUUUGGUGAUAGUUUUAUCAAGUGCAAAUUUAGUGGCUUUUAAUUAUUUAUUUUUCUUCCUUAAAGUGAACAAUUUUCAAAUCUUUCUAAAAUUCACUGUGCUAAGUGGUCUUUCAAAUGUGAUAAAAUAAGUCUGAAUACUUGUAAAG
This is a messenger RNA of Brassicogethes aeneus, 3456 nucleotides long. The record is from the annotation of a GenBank genome assembly. Lineage: Eukaryota; Metazoa; Arthropoda; Insecta; Coleoptera; Nitidulidae.